Molecule: messenger RNA, 4963 nt
Organism: Notolabrus celidotus (New Zealand spotty)
Lineage: Eukaryota; Metazoa; Chordata; Actinopteri; Labriformes; Labridae
Gene: emilin1a
Product: elastin microfibril interfacer 1a
Exons: 12
Coding region: 239-3361 (1040 amino acids)
Molecular function (GO): protein binding
Source: RefSeq, a predicted model, not a curated record
GGAGCCUCUACAGGAAACUUUCCUCAUGUUGCUCCACUCCUCCUCAGCAGCAGCAGCAGCGGUCUGCCUCCGUCGCUCCAGUUAACCCUCUGAUAUGCACUUGACUGGACUGUGCGUCGUCUGUGGGACUCUCUCAGCCUGUGAAGUCAUGGCUCACCACAAGCAUUAUCCGACAGCGCGUCACUGAGGAUAAGGAAACCAGGAGACUUUUCUUCGAUAAACUUUGGGGCUCAAUGACAUGUAUCUGACUCCGGACCUGAGGAUGGAGACGGUGUUUUACCUCCUUGCCUUCAUGUUGGCUCGUGUCAGUUGGGGUCUUGGGUAUUCUGAGUCCAGUAUCCAGACGGGGCAGAGAGCGGCCAGCAGACACAGGAACUGGUGCGCCUAUGUGGUGACACGCACUGUUAGCUGUGUGAUGGAGGAUGGAGUGGAGACAUACAUCAAGCCAGACUAUCAACGAUGUACCUGGGGCCAAUGUCCUAGAGUUGCCUACCGGACGUACAGGAGACCGAGGUAUAAGGUUGCGUACAAAAUGGUGACAGAAAUGGAGUGGAAGUGUUGCCAUGGUUACUCUGGUGAAGACUGCCAAGACGGGCCAAGAGGAACCCCAGACACUCAUGUCAGUGGAGGCCGACCCCGCGUCACACAGACCGGCUUCAACAACGGGGGCGGACAGAGAGGAGAAGGAGACUCUGAGAGGAUCAGACAGCUGGAGGAAACGGUCCGUGGCCUGAACAAAGACCUACACAACAUGCAAACCACCAUUCACGGCAUUAACCAGAGACUGCCUGGUUUGAAUGGGGCCACUGUCCCUGCUGAUUCAGCUCAGCCACACAUGAAGGACACCAUCAACAGCAUCCAGACUAAGCUGGACCAUCUCUACAACAGAACACAGGUCCAUGACCAGACUCUGCUAACUAUCAACAACCAUCUCGUGAAUGGAGGGGGCAACGAGCUAGACGGAGUGGCCAAAGAUGGAGGAGGUGGGGGAAACCAGCUGAAUACUCUGAAGGAAGAGAUACUGACCGAGCUGGAGAGGAGAGUGUCUCUGUCCUGCUCCUCCUGCCAGGCAGGUGUGGAAGACCUGAGGCGCCAGCAGCAAGAGGACAGGGAUCGGAUCCAAGCCCUGGAGAAGCUGCUCAGCUCCAUGGACCAGCACCUGAGGCAGAGCCUGGAUGUCUCCCGUCGUGAGACUGAACGCUCCCAGUCCUGCUGCAACACUGUCACUGAGCUGGAGAAGAGGCUGUCUGCUGUCGAUGUUCGCAUCACCAACACAGCUAACAAAUGUGACACCAUCAAAGGGCGGCUGGAUAAGGAGCUAGCCGGGACAGGUGGAGGAAAGGGAAGAGUGACAGAGGACAGACUGAAUGGCAGACUGAGAGAGCUGGAAAAGAGGGUGAAUAGCACAGUGAGGAAGACGGAGCAGAGGUGUACCAACACUGGGAACAACGUGAAGGACAAUGUCCAGAGAGACGUCACACAGCUGCGCAACAUGGUCACCAGCCGGCUGGAUGACCACAGCUUCAGGAUUGGAAAGAUAGAGCUGGACGUGGCUGUGCUCGGUGAUACGGUCACGGACCACAGUCGGCGUUUGAGUCAGUUAGAGAACACUACAGUCUUCCUGGACAGAAGGUUAACAUCAACCACAAACAUGUGCAAUGAAACCUGUGGGCCAAAUGGAAAAGGCCGUAAGACUGAUGACACAGUUAAAACCCUGCAGUGGAGAGUCGUGGCCAACCAAGAGGAGAUUCAAAAGUUCAACACAAGGUUAAAAGAUUUGUCUCUUUCAGGAGACUCGCUGAUCGACAGAGUGAUUGACUUAACAAACGAUGUCAAAAACAUAAAAGAUAUAACCGGGGAGAACGGUGAGAAAUUCAACCGCAUUGUCACUGAGGUUGAAACACUGGGCCAUGAUUUGGAGGACUGCUCUAUCUGCAGCAGUAUAGACAAGGACUUACGCUCGCUCACCAACUCCACCACCAUCGGCCUCAGCAAGUGCCAGACAGAGCUAACAGAUCUGCGCAGAAAGGUGGACUCGGGAGAAUCAGUCUGCUCUCAGGUGUGCUCCAACCUUCAAGAGGAGGUGGGACGACUCAGAGAGGAAGUGGAGGAGUGUACGGGGCAGUGUAAAAUCAACAUAAAUGAUCUUAAGAAACGUCUGGACGGUCAUGGCGUCCACACUGGGAGGUUAGGUGGAGAUCUGAAGUCCAUCCAAGGAGAGCUGUCCGGAGCCAUUGUCAAAUUCAACUCCAUCAAUGACACUCUGAAGGGCCUUGGGAGGACUGUGCAGAGGCAUGGGGACACGCUCAUUGACCUCACUAACACCAAGGACGACAUCAUCUCUGAGGUGGACACCCUGCAGAAGGAGCUGACAGAGCACGUUGAUGACUCCAAGAUUAGAAUUGACAGUCUGGGCAGAGACAUCCUGGAAAUAAGGAGAAACUUUGUGACAGAGAUCGGGGAGUGUCGGCUGUCAAGUGAUGGCCUAGACCAAAGACUUUCAAAACUUGAAGGAGUGUGCGGACGCUUUGACUCUUUUUCAGACAGCCUGGAGAAGAUCAAGGAGGGCCUGAACAGGCAUGUGACUGGGCUGUGGACUUGUGUUAAUGGACUCAAUGUCACAGUGAUGUCUCAUGGAGAGCAUAUUGAAAAUAUCCAGAAUGUCCAGCUGGAGAAAGUCCACUCCAACAUUCACAGACUGAACUCUUCAGUGGUGGACUUGGUCAAGGAGUUCCACAGUUUCAUUCAGCAGGACUUCGUGGGCCCACCUGGUCUAACUGGCCCCCGUGGAGAGAGGGGCGAGAGUGGACCCCAGGGACUUGUUGGACCCCAAGGGAGGGUGGGACCUCAAGGCAGAGAAGGCAGGCAGGGAGUGGCUGGACCCCCAGGUCUGAGAGGGGAACAGGGUCCUGCAGGGUCUGAUGCUCAUGUGCCACGCCUUUCCUUUUCUGCUGCACUGACUCGUCCGAUGAGAAGCGCAGGAACUAUCGUGUUCAACAGUGUGUUUGUCAAUGAAAAUAAUGUCUAUAACCCCAAAACAGGUUAUUUCACGGCUCCAGUGAGUGGGAAGUACUUUUUCAGCGGCAUCCUUACAGGCCACAAGAACAUGAAGAUUGAGGCGGUGUUGUCCAAGUCCAACAGAGGUGUGGCACGCGUGGACUCUGCAGGGUAUCAGCCUGAAGGCCUGGAGAAGCCAAUGGCAGAGGCAAAACACAUCCCUGGAGCUCUCGCUGUCUUCAAUAUCAUCCUGCACAUGGAGGCAGGGGACACGGUCUGCGUCGACCUCGUCACUGGCAAACUGGCUUACUCCUCUGAGCCCCUGACCAUCUUUAGCGGGAUGCUGCUAUACGAGACCGUCUGAUUGAAUAAAGUCUUAUUGUUAUCGGUCUCUCUGGGUGGGACUUUCAGUAGAGAGCAUUUUAUUUGUGUGCCAGACUGUAAAAGUCAGAGACUGAGUAGGCUAAGCAGUCAAGGAGACUGGAAUUACUGGACUGAAUUCAUUCAGCGUGGAGAUACUUUAUAUUUUACUGUACGCGCUUAUAAGGAAGGGAAAAAAUCCUUUUCAACCACAAUCCUUUUUGUUUUUCACAGCUUUAAAGGAAACAAUUUCUGCAAAAAGUUUUUAUUUUCAAACAUGUUUCUUUCAUAAAAAGCCACUGCAGGGUUACCUUAUUGUUCCAUAGAUCAGUCCGUGCUCUUUACUUGAAUUCCUGACUGAUUCCACCAGAUUGCUUUUAGUACUUGUAAUGACAAAAGGAAACUCUGUAAGACUGUAAAAGAUUAACGAUUUGGGAUUUUCCAGAUUUUGUGCUUUCAACUCACAGCAUAUCAAGUGUUCAGGGGUUAUUGUACACUUAUUUUUGUAGCUGACGAAGUUUCAUUUCUUCAUGCUCAUUGUUUCACUUUGACCACAAGCAAACUUCCCAGAAACAUUAUGCUGGAUGCCAAUUGUCUUGGAAAAUCAGUGAUGUAGGAGGGGUCACAGUCCAAACCACUAUUCUUUAGAAGGAAAUGCUCAAAUGAAGUCAGUGACGGUUCAGUCGAAAAACCACAGGAUUUUAUAAAUCAUACGGCGGGAAAUAAUAAGACCAUUUUAGGACAUUAGCUCUGCCCAGAAACACAAGGCAGGCUGGAAGAUGGCCAUGGGGAAGAAUGGGGAUAUUUUUUCUCUGUCCUAAUAAGGGACAUGUAAACUUCUGGAGGAUUAAGUACUUAAGGUUAUGAACUGUUACUAUCAGUCCAUCUUACAAUGGAACUUUUAUGCAGAGCUAAAAAUAGCAAAUAAUGAAGUUAGACUUCCCCUUUUUUCCUUUUAGAUAUCCUACCUCUCAGAUGAAUACACACACACACACACACACACACACACACACACACACACACACACCUCCUACAUUAAGAAGUGUGAUACAAAUGCCUCUGGAAGAAAUGUGUGCAUGAGCUUGUAGAUAUUAUAAUAUGGAUUUUAAAAGGAACUUGCACAUAAUCAGAGAGACGAUAUGAUAAAUGGUCCAGAUAUUGUGUUAUACUGACACUGCUGUGGAAGUAAUUCAGUUUUAGCACCAGCAAAUUAAGUUUAUUUUACAGUGCAUACAUUUUUAACUUUGUUCCCCCCUGUGUUAGGUGUGAAGUUGUAUUCUAUAUGUUUUUUAUGCAUUGUAUAACAGUGAAGGAAUGUAAAUAUUUUUUCAGCAGUUUUUCCCUUUUCAAAUGUUUAUGAGCUACCACUUCACCUUACCAGGUACUGUAUAUGUUAUUUGUAUGUUUUGCCACAAGUAUGCCUCAAAUACAGAAACUAAGUUUUACACAGCUGGUGUCAGCUCACUUUUAUCGGGUGUAUGUUCUUUUAUCAAACGAGAAAGCAUUGGCCAGUUUGUGUCCACUGUUUAGCUUUCUUUUGAACUUAUUUAAACUGGCACUUCUUUUGCUUUUGCAAAUACACACAGCUGUACUGGCUCUUUCUUGA